UUCAUUUCGGAAGGACUCUAAAUGUUCUGGCAUGUGAAACAAACUUUCUUUUCCAGAGAUCAAAUGCCAUAUUUGUUGCAUCAACAUUGAGUAAAUGAGACAUGAGUGUCCAUUCAUUGACGGUUUCUGUCCUAGUUUCGGCUGUGGUUUUUGCCAACGAGCUAGGGUGGAUGAAAUGGGACGCAUAUGACGAGCUUGAAUAUCAGUUUCGAUCUGUUACAGGUGAAAACUGUAGGUCGCAUCCUUUCAACGAUUUAAGAAUGCCAGAGGACGUUUUAACACAAAUACCGAAAUAUAACGAACUACGCAGCAAAGUCUUCUAUAAAAAUCGGACAAAUCUCAUCCAUCUACACAAUAUGGCGUUAAAUCGGGCUUUUUACUACAGCUACAUAUUUCAAAGACUUAACAAGUCCGAAGCCUUCCAAUAUAUGCCUGAUAUACACUAUAUGCACUUUUCUGUAUCUGCAGACCUCAACGCUAACCCUGUGCUGAAUGGAAGUGCUCUAUAUUUUGACCAGGAUUGUUAUUACCCAAACUGGGUGACAAACCACGACUUCAAUCACACUCUUCCCUUGUUUGCACCGAAAGCAUGGCGAUGGGAUGAUACAUUUGACACGAGCAAUUUUCUCAGGGAGCCAACUCUUACCUCAGUUUUUAUAUUAGAUGCUGGAAGCGGUAUAAAUAGAAAUUAUACUAGAGACGAAUACCGAUCGAAUCCAUGGUAUCAUUUCUGGCUGCCUGACACAAAACCUACCUAUGAUUCUACUCGAAAAUACACCUGGAGCGUUAAUCUUAAGUUUUCUAAUGUUACGGGUUUCUUUACACAAAAUACUUUUGAAGGUUUCAAUUUCUUUGGUCCUAAUAAUCCGGGGACUAAUGAUCCUAUAGACAGACUACCUGUACGUUUUACAAGACCUUACUUUGACUGCGGAAAAUCAAACAAAUGGGUAGUAUCUGCAGUUUCUCCAAUAGCAGACUUCAUGCCUCGAUACAGUAAUUGGACACACCUCAGACGACCAAGAUUCAUUGGAGUUACCGUGAUGGACACAUAUUUUGAGCAUGUUGAUUUUAAUGCGUGUGACGUAAGUGAUGGAAACCCUGGACCAAGUUAUCUGGCGGGAACUCACAGAUGCAAGGAACAUUCGAAGUGCAAACAUCUGAGUGGUUUUGGAUUUCAUCGAGGUGGAUAUACAUGUAAGUGUACUGAAGGGUACAGGUAUCCAAACGAAUUAAAACACCCCUAUCUGGGAACUGACAUAGAAGAGUCUACAUGGACAGAGUAUCAGGAGAACUUCAAUUGUACUCCAACUGAUCAUUUGAAUGUUCCCCCAAUUGUUGAUAACCUAGAGAGUGUGUCCAUUGAGUUUUCUGAUGAAGAGUUGAACAUUGGUUCCAUUUCAAGACGAUCAGUAAAAUCCAGUUACAUUCCAGAUUCACUAAAUUUCGAUAAAAGAAGUAGUAGGCGUCAGAAGAGGUCGAAUUAUGACAGACCUCUUUUUGACCCAUUUUCCUAUGAUAGGGUGAUGAAAAUUUACCGACACAAAUCCAGUGUGACGGGGGUCAAUUGUAAGACAAUGCCACCCUCAAAUUUGAUCCUCCCCGGUGAUGUGGGGUACGGAGUGAACGACCAGUUUAAAUACCAGGCCAGCAUGGCUCUCCGAUUAGCUCAUUUCCUGUCCGUCUACACUCAACACACGGAGGACUUCGAAACAUUCGGUCGCAUCAAGGGGGGAGCCCGUUUACACUAUGAAAAAUUAUUUGGAGAAGUUUUGGCUAAUGUGAUGUCCGAUUAUAAGAUUUUAUCCAGUGGAAUCUUUUUUGAACGUUACGUUUACCACAGUCCCAAUGAAUCAGUACGUGAGUAUUUUGGUCCGCUUGCAUUCAAAAAAGAUGGGGAAUUCUAUGUCAUUGAUACCGCCGGACUAGAUAAGCACUAUACUUCAGAGCUUUGGUACAGUGAAAUGAAAUUCAGGUGGAAUACCAAUACAGAACAUUUAAAAAUCUUUCAUAUCCGCUCAGAAAUGCGUUCGGAUACUCAAGGUACAAGUAGCCUACCUCAUGAACACUCUCCUCUGGGUUACAAAGCACCUACUUUAGAACAGGGCCUCUGGAUGCCUCCUAAGUUUAAAUGUGAUGGCCGAAUUGACGCAUGGGUUAUGACAUAUGUAGUGCCAUUUUUUCGAAGGAAAAAGCUUUCAAACAAUAUUCAGUUUGCAGGAGUGGUAACUGUCGAUGUCCCCUUGGAUCUGUUGGAAAUAAAUCCUUGUCCGCAACCUUUCCACGUCCAAAACGCAUUCAAGAACACAGCGCGAUGUCAUACACAGUCCACAACUUGUCGUCCGAUUGAGGGUUUCCGAUUUUCUCGCACGGCAUACGCUUGUGACUGUAGACAGGGAUUCGAGUAUCCAUUCAAAGACGGAAAACGUUGGAUAGCAGGUUCGCUUCUUGAGCUUGAAUAUGAGAAAAAACGCCGAGGUCUAUUUAGCAGGUGUGUGAAUUCUUUCAAUAAACGUUAUCUACUUUAA
Molecule: messenger RNA, 2525 nt
Organism: Saccostrea echinata
Lineage: Eukaryota; Metazoa; Mollusca; Bivalvia; Ostreida; Ostreidae
Exons: 7
Coding region: 102-2525 (807 amino acids)
Source: RefSeq, a predicted model, not a curated record